Molecule: messenger RNA, 1977 nt
Organism: Talaromyces proteolyticus
Lineage: Eukaryota; Fungi; Ascomycota; Eurotiomycetes; Eurotiales; Trichocomaceae
Product: fungal-specific transcription factor domain-containing protein
Exons: 5
Coding region: 66-1883 (605 amino acids)
Biological process (GO): positive regulation of transcription by RNA polymerase II
Cellular component (GO): nucleus
Molecular function (GO): zinc ion binding; DNA-binding transcription factor activity, RNA polymerase II-specific; transcription cis-regulatory region binding
Source: RefSeq, a predicted model, not a curated record
CGUCAAAAAACAAAGGGCUGCUCUCCAUUUUCUCGCCCCAUACCAACACCUAAAAGCUUCUGUAAAUGGUCUCUCCAAACCCUAUUACCAGAUGCCAUUCCUGUCGUCGCAGCCGACUGCGCUGCGACGGGGUGCAGCCAACCUGCCUAAAGUGUACAUCUCGCGGUGUGGAAUGCCUUGGAUACGGAACCCAAGCACUUCUUUGGGUGCAGAGCAAUGCUUCAAUACCUUUAAAGAGAGGUCGUCCGAAACUAGUACUCUCAUCAAGCUGUAUUCAAGGUCCAGCGCAAGCAAAGGAAGACCAAAGAAACCAUAGUCAAUUAUGGAAUGCGCAAGUGGAUCUACAACAGGACAGAACAACCGAGGCUGUAAGAUCACCGCCGCAAGUUCCAUUGUUUCCUAUGCCAGCUGGCUAUUCCGAUGCCUAUCGAGUUUUUGAUGUUUUGAUGUACUUCAAUUCUAGUAUUUCUUCUGACAUGAUAGUCUUUGAUUCUACCCCAAAUCCUUAUCACAUCAACCUUGAGAUAUGGCAGUAUCUUCCUUCCAUCGUGAUGGAUUUUUUAUCUGCCGUCGUAGCUACUCACCGGGUUAUCCGUUCACAAACCUGCGAUGUUCUCUCAGCCCAUGCGUCAGCUGUUCAAGGCCAUACUGUGGAUAGAAGAAGUCGUGGCUUGGACGCUUUUGCGCAUCCUCUUAAAAAGUCUGUCUAUGGGCAUCAUCGACAAGUAAUACAGGGUCUUAGAGCUCUCAUUGAUGAUGGUGCCCUUCAAUCCUCUACUGAUGAUAUCUUCGGACUCAUUUCUAGCCUCAUGACUCUCGAAAUUCAACAAUCUGCGUAUGGUCCUUGGAUUGUUCAUCUUGAGGCAAUGAGGACCAUCAUUUCGCAACGAGGUGGUUUUAGGAAUGUGGCUAGAGAGCAGUACCUGCCCAGCCACGCGUUACAUUUGUUUAUGCUUGUAGAUAUAAUGAGCUGUGUCACAAAAACGAGCUCGGCUCUUAGCUCUCUAGUGGCACCUCAAAUGGUUUUCCUCGAAUAUAUCUCUCAUAUACAUCGUGAUGGCGUAGAUGUCGGGUUUCCAUGUCCCAAUGAACUACUUGAGGCGGUAGUAAGAAUCAAUUAUCUACGGUCUUCGAUUGCCAACAUUUUCGACAACCAACAUAGUGCGACUGAUUCCCAGAUUCUGGAACUGUUUGAACGGAUAAUUUCCUUUUCGCCCACUAAUUGGGUGCGGGAUCGGAAGGGGAAGAUGGUAUCUCCAGGCUUUGAUUUGGUCAAUUCUCCAGCAACAAAUUAUAAUAAUUUCACAGCAGCGGAAUCUCCGUGGAGUGACUCGCUUGCUCUUGUCUCCACUUUCAAGAUGGCCGUAUUGCUUUACUUCAUGAGAACGCUAAUCAUCGACCGCGAUAGACCGACUAGUUUGUCUCUGGGCAACGGUCUAUCAGUCGACAUCAACUCAAUACGAUCUACGGCAAGCGAUUCAUUGUUGACAUACUUGCAUCAGUUACUCCGCCCAGAUUCACCCCGGGGUGGGCGAUGGCUUGGAAAAUUCCUAUUUUGGCCGCUUUUUAUAGCCGGGAUGGAGUGUCACUAUUCAAGCUCCAUGUCAAUGGCUGUCGCACGAAAGUUCAUUGCGGACUCACUUUGUCAACUGUCCCAAUAUCAGGGUGAUCUGAGCAUGCUUGACGCCGCGUCAUUCUUACAACACAUCUGGAGAAUACAGUCCGGUCCUGAUAAUCACCUGUGUGUUGAUGGUAUGAUUUACGAGGCUUACAAAACUGAUGCUACACUCGAAAAUCCGAGUUGCGGAACUCUGCCAAGCGGACUGAUCUCAUGGGAUGAGAGAGUAGUACGGCUUGGAGCCCAUUCACUCUUUAUGCUUUAAAAGUAGUUUUACAUGAUUCAUCAAAUUUCAACCGAUCUAUCGGACAUGUAUAUCUUAUGAAACGAUACCAAUUAGCGAACCAGCCUUGUUGCCA